Molecule: messenger RNA, 1128 nt
Organism: Drosophila erecta
Lineage: Eukaryota; Metazoa; Arthropoda; Insecta; Diptera; Drosophilidae
Product: nucleosome assembly protein 1-like 1
Exons: 6
Coding region: 124-993 (289 amino acids)
Biological process (GO): nucleosome assembly
Cellular component (GO): nucleus; chromatin
Molecular function (GO): histone binding; chromatin binding
Source: RefSeq, a predicted model, not a curated record
UACUUUUCAUUCCCAAGGCGGCAGUCACAUCGAAAACGCACCCAACCAAAUUUUAAACUUGAAAAAAAUCGCUCCAAAGAAUUUUUUUUUUUACUUUUCAUCUGAACUCUUGUCGAUCCAUAAAUGGAAACUGUGCGAAACAGGAACCCUCCCCGGGUGAAAUACACCGCUCCACCAAAGCCGGAAUCGACUACGGAUCUCAAGUUCACCGAGAAUGAGAAGAAAACCAUAACCGACCUGAAGCAGCUCUACUUGGAGACCAUAAACCUCGAUGUGGCUCUGCAACGCGACAUUUACAACAUGGAAAAGAAGUACGAGGAUAAGCACAACAUCGUUUUCGACAAGCGCAAGAAGAUUCUAGAUGAGUUUAGAAAGCAGAACCACGGUGACACCGAGUCCAGUCAGAGCGUUCCCAACUUUUGGUUGAAGGUUCUCAAGGCAUCGUACACAGAGUUCAUCAGCAAGAAGGAUGAGAAAAUAUUAGAGUGCUUGUGCGACAUCCGUUCUCGGCUGUACAACGAUCCGGUGGUGAAGUUUGACAUCGAGUUCCACUUCGAUCCCAAUGAUCACUUCACCAACACGGUGCUAACCAAGACCUAUUUCCUAAACUGUCUACCGGAUCCGGAAGAUCCGCUUGCAUACGAUGGCGCCGAGAUUUUCAAGUGCGAGGGCUGCGUCAUCAACUGGAAGCAGAGCAAGGAUCAGGCGAAGAAUGAAAAUCAUCUCGAAGAGCCGACGUUCUUUGACUUUUUCUCGCCGCCCCUUCUGCCGGACGACAUCGAGGAUGCCAACUACUGUGAUGUCAAUGCCAUACUGCAAAACGAUUUUGAGCUUGGCUUCUACCUAAAGGAGCGCGUGAUUCCCAAGGCGGUCAUCUUCUUCACCGGCGAGAUAGCCGACUGCCAGAGCUCCAGCGGAUCCGAGACAGAGUCGGACGACACCGAGGACGAGUCGGAUGCCGAGGAGGAAUCGUCCAAUGGCAACGACAAGUAAUCAUGAAGCCUGUUCUCAGUUUUACACCGUUUUUAUAAUAUAUAUACAUUUUUAACACGACACACCGAACAACCAAUUAUUGGCCUGUCCUUACAUGCUACAAACCUACCAAAUAAGCAUUUCAUUAUACAUAUU